Molecule: messenger RNA, 792 nt
Organism: Helianthus annuus (common sunflower)
Lineage: Eukaryota; Viridiplantae; Streptophyta; Magnoliopsida; Asterales; Asteraceae
Product: zinc finger A20 and AN1 domain-containing stress-associated protein 1-like
Exons: 1
Coding region: 96-605 (169 amino acids)
Biological process (GO): proteasome-mediated ubiquitin-dependent protein catabolic process
Molecular function (GO): zinc ion binding; DNA binding
Source: RefSeq, a predicted model, not a curated record
UCCUCCCCUUUAUAAAUAAACCCCCCACCCCUUUCCUUCAAUUUAUUUACAGAAAAAUAAUUUCAAUUUUAUUUUCAAUUUUCAAUCUCAACAAGAUGGGAUCUGACGCCAACAAGAUGAACGACGGCACCAGCUUCCAACCCUCCGAGCCGGCUCCCUGCGCCAACGGCUGCGGCUUCUUCGGCGCCGCCGCCACCAACGGCUACUGCUCCAAAUGCUUCCGCGACAUCCGGAUCCACGAAGAACAAGCCGCCUCAGCCAAAGCCGCCGUCGACAAGAUCGUAAACAACAACAACAGCGUUGUUAACUUUCAUCAAACCCUAAACUCUUCUGCAUCGGGAUCCGAACCUGUUCCGGUUUCGGUUUCGGCGGCGGCUACCGUCGCCGCCGCCGUGCCGGAGAUCAAGAAGCCAUCGAACCGGUGCUUGACGUGUAAUAAGAAGGUGGGUGUGAUGGGGUUUAAGUGUAAGUGUGGUGAUGUGUUUUGUGGGAGUCAUAGGUACCCUGAGAAACAUGAUUGUGAAUUUGAUUUUAAGAAAACCGGUCGAGAUGCGAUUGCCAAGGCGAACCCGGUUAUUAAAGCGGAGAAGGUGGACCGGAUCUGAUGAUGAAGAUGUAAGGAAAGAAACCGGGUCGGGUUAGGUCGGGUUUGGAUGGUGUAUGUUUAUUGGGGGUGGGUGAUGAAAUGUUGAAUUAUGAAUUUGGUUGAAUAUAAUUUGAUUGGAUGUUUAGUUGUUUAAUUGUUUAGUUUUUAGUUUUUUUUUUUAUUUAUUUGUUUAUUAUCUUUCGCUA